Messenger RNA from Bufo gargarizans (Asiatic toad), 2425 nucleotides. RefSeq names its product ATP binding cassette subfamily E member 1 (gene ABCE1). Gene Ontology annotation, biological process: translational termination; translational initiation; ribosomal subunit export from nucleus. The transcript is spliced from 18 exons. Gene Ontology annotation, molecular function: ATP hydrolysis activity; ATP binding; ribosomal small subunit binding. NCBI's taxonomy places the organism in Eukaryota, Metazoa, Chordata, Amphibia, Anura, Bufonidae. The record is from RefSeq and is a predicted model, not a curated record. Bases 240 to 2039 code for a protein of 599 amino acids.
AGGAGGUAGCAGCGGCGGCCAUCUUGGCCGGUUUCUCUUCGUGUGCUUCGCACGCUGCUACCCGGGGAGAAGUGCGAGUGUUAUCGCUGAGAACAGGGGGGAAGAGGCGACGUCCCUCCCAUUCUCCACCAACCGGCACCUGCCUCCUAAGGCAGCGGUAGCAACCCCUCCCCGGGCCUCCAUAGGUUUGAUUUUUAAAAUUAUUGCCUAAAACCAGAACAGCCAACGGUACACCCAAGAUGGCGGACAAACUGACAAGAAUAGCUAUUGUUAGUCAGGACAAAUGUAAGCCAAAGAAAUGUCGUCAGGAGUGCAAAAAGAGCUGCCCUGUUGUGAGGAUGGGAAAAUUGUGCAUAGAAGUCACCCCCCAAAGUAAGAUUGUAUGGCUUUCAGAAACCCUUUGUAUCGGGUGUGGUAUCUGCAUCAAGAAAUGUCCUUUUGGCGCCUUGUCAAUUGUUAACCUGCCAAGCAACUUGGAGAAAGAAACCACCCACAGAUAUUGUGCCAAUGCCUUUAAGCUUCACAGGUUGCCUACUCCCCGGCCUGGUGAGGUGCUUGGAUUAGUGGGAACCAAUGGUAUUGGAAAAUCAACUGCAUUGAAAAUUCUGGCUGGAAAACAAAAACCUAAUCUUGGGAAAUAUGAUGAUCCUCCAGAUUGGCAAGAAAUCCUGACUUAUUUUAGGGGAUCAGAGCUGCAGAACUAUUUCACCAAGAUUUUGGAGGAUGAUUUGAAAGCUAUUAUUAAGCCUCAGUAUGUGGACCAAAUUCCAAAAGCUGCGAAGGGCCCAGUGGGGACCAUUUUGGAUCGAAAAGAUGAAACAAAGACCCAGACUAUAGUUUGUGAACAGCUUGAUCUUACUCAUCUGAGGGAUCGAAAUGUGGAGGACCUUUCCGGAGGAGAGCUUCAGCGAUUUGCCUGUGCGGUCGUUUGUAUCCAGAAAGCUGACAUCUUCAUGUUUGAUGAACCAUCUAGUUAUUUAGAUGUAAAGCAGCGUCUUAAGGCUGCUAUUACCAUCAGAUCUCUAAUCGAUCCUGACCGUUACAUUAUUGUUGUGGAACACGAUCUGAGUGUCCUGGAUUAUCUUUCGGACUUCAUUUGCGUCUUGUAUGGCGUUCCAAGUGCUUACGGUGUAGUCACUAUGCCUUUCAGCGUCAGAGAAGGCAUCAACAUCUUCUUGGAUGGCUACGUUCCAACUGAAAAUUUAAGAUUCAGAGACUGCUCUUUGGUAUUCAAGGUAGCUGAAACUGCCAAUGAAGAAGAGAUUAAGAAGAUGUGUAUGUACAAGUAUCCAUCAAUGAGGAAACUGAUGGGAGAGUUCCAGCUGAGGAUUGUUUCUGGCGAGUUCACAGACUCUGAAAUCAUGGUCAUGUUGGGAGAGAAUGGAACUGGAAAAACGACAUUUAUCCGUAUGUUGGCUGGCAGACUGAAGCCUGAUGAAGGGGGUGACGUACCAGUUCUUAAUGUGAGCUACAAACCACAGAAAAUCAGUCCAAAAUCAUUAGGAUCAGUCCGUCAGUUGCUGCAUGAAAAGAUCAGAGACGCCUACACGCAUCCUCAGUUUGUUACAGAUGUAAUGAAACCAAUGCAGAUUGAAAAUAUUAUUGAUCAAGAGAUUCAGACUUUGUCUGGGGGAGAGUUACAGCGAGUGGCUUUAGCUCUGUGUCUCGGCAAACCUGCAGACGUGUACCUUAUUGAUGAGCCUUCAGCAUAUCUUGAUUCUGAACAGCGUCUCACAGCUGCCAGAGUCAUUAAAAGAUUUAUACUUCACGCCAAGAAGACAGCCUUUAUUGUGGAGCACGAUUUUAUUAUGGCCACUUAUCUCGCUGACCGUGUCAUUGUUUUCGAUGGUAUUCCUUCUAGAGACACUGUGGCAAACAGCCCUCAAACUCUUCUUGCUGGAAUGAACAAGUUUUUGUCUCAGCUGGAAAUUACAUUUAGGAGAGAUCCCAACAAUUACAGACCAAGAAUAAACAAGCUUAAUUCUAUAAAGGAUGUGGAUCAGAAGAAGAGUGGAAACUACUUUUUCUUGGAUGACUAAAGCAAAUUGGAAAGAUUUAUAAGCUCCCUCUAAUAAAUGUACUGUAUGAAGCCUUGGCUUUUAUACAGACCACCAGACUCUCCAACAUGGUGCAUUGUGUUACAGUAUAUGUGUCCAAUGUUAACACCCCAAACAGCUGCCUGGUUAGGGGAAGAGAUUUGUUACUCAUUCCUUGGUUCUUACAGUGCACAACAUACAGAUUGGUUAUGGUUUCAUCAAAUGUCUAAUUUAUUCAUCCGCAUUCUGUUUCCCUACUUUUAGAGUCUAAUGAACUGUAUUUCUCUAAAAUAUGGUUUAGAAAAUGCUGCCAUCAAGAGUACAAUCUUAUUUUAAAGAAUCAAAAUCUUUCUUGAGGUUUUGAAAAUUAAACAUCCACAUCAAAGCGG